This is a messenger RNA of Procambarus clarkii (red swamp crayfish), 1548 nucleotides long. The record is from RefSeq and is a predicted model, not a curated record. Lineage: Eukaryota; Metazoa; Arthropoda; Malacostraca; Decapoda; Cambaridae.
AUGUCAGCACCACAGGUCAUCAACACAGGUGUCAGCACCACAGGUCUUCAACCCAGGUGUCAGCACUACAGCUCAUCAAUACAGGUGUCAGCACAAAAAGCCAUCAACAAAGGUGUCAGCACGACAGCUCAUCAACACAGGUGUCAGCACCACAGGUGUCAGCACCACAGGUCGUCAACAAAGGCGUCAGCACCAGAGGUCAUCAACACAGGUGUCAGCACCAAAAUCCAUCAACACAGGUGUCAGCACCACAGGUCAUCAACACAGGUGUCAGCACCACAGGUCGUCAACAAAGGUGUCAGCACCACAGGUCAUCUACACAGGUGUCAGCACGACAGGUCAUCAACACAGGUGUCAGCAUCACAGGUCAUCUACACAGGUGUCAGCACGACAGGUCAUCAACACAGGUGUCAGCAUCACAGCUCAUCAACACAGAUGUCAGCACCAAAGGCCAUCAACACAGGUGUCAGCACCACAGGUCAUCAACACAGGUGUCAGCACCACAGGUCAUCAACACAGGUGUCAGCACCACAGGUCAUCAACACAGGUGUCAGCACCAAAGGCCAUCAACACAGGUGUCAGCAUCACAGGUCAUCAACACAGGUGUCAGUAUCACAGGGCAUCAACACAAGUAUGAGCACCACAGGUCAUCAACACAGGUGUCAGUACCACAGGCCUUCAACACAGGUGUCAGCACCACAGCUCCUCAACACAGGUGUCAGCACCAAAGGUCAUCAACACAGGUGUCAGCACCACAGAUCAUCAACACAGGUGUCAGCAUCACAGGUCGUCAACACAGGUGUCAGCACCACAACUCAUCAACACAGGUGUCAGUACCAAAGGCCAUCAACACAGGUGUCAGCACCACAGGUCAUCAACACAGGUGUCAGCAUCACAGGCCAUCAACACAAGUGUCAAGAACACAGGUCAUCAACACAGGUGUCAGCACCACAGCUCAUCAACACAGGUGUCAGCACCAAAGGCCAUCAACACAGGUGUCAGCAUCACAGGUCAUCAACACAGGUGUCAGUAUCACAGGGCAUCAACACAAGUAUGAGCACCACAGGUCAUCAACACAGGUGUCAGUACCACAGGCCUUCAACACAGGUGUCAGCACCACAGCUCCUCAACACAGGUGUCAGCACCAAAGGUCAUCAACACAGGUGUCAGCACCACAGAUCAUCAACACAGGUGUCAGCAUCACAGGUCGUCAACACAGGUGUCAGCACCACAACUCAUCAACACAGGUGUCAGUACCAAAGGCCAUCAACACAGGUGUCAGCACCACAGGUCAUCAACACAGGUGUCAGCAUCACAGGCCAUCAACACAAGUGUCAAGAACACAGGUCAUCAACACAGGUGUCAGCACCAAAGGCUAUCAACACUGGUGUCAGCAAUACAGGACAUCAACACAGGUGUCAGCACCACAGGUCAUCAACGCAGGUGUCAGUACACAGGUCAUCAACACAGGUGUCAGCAUCACAGGUGUCAGUACCACAGACCUUCAACACAGGUGUCAGCACCAUAGGCCUUCAACACAGGUGUUAG